AUGAAGAAAUGGUAUCUGCUCACUGUAGUGAUUUGCAUAACAGUGCUAACAGUGGCGGAUUGCGAGAGUUCAUCGAUUCGCCGAUUUCCAAUCGAUGGCUUUGACUGCAGAAUACGUGUUGUUUGUUCUUUCGCUACCAUCUCAACCUUGACCUCUUCGAACCGCGUCAAAAGCCGACCGACAAAUCGCGCGACCGAAAAAUUAGUUCAAAAAUCAACUCAAACUGUGCUGUCCAACGGUGGAAAAACUUCAAAAAAGAAAGUUCUAUCGCCGUGUUUGGAUUCACCGACAAAGUUUGGAAACUCGCCGGUCGUACAGAAGAGACCCCCGAUUAAUUUUGUGCAAAAUGAAAGGUGUGCGGCAUUCCCCUCGCCAGCCACCUCGCCACUUGGUGGGACUGUGAACACCGACUGGAACGAGAAUGACUUGACUUCGUCAGACGUUAAUUUAGUGCUUACACUUGUCUUUCCACCCACAAGAAAUAAUUUCAUCAGCUCGAUCGGAUUUCCACCAGAAUCUUCCAAACCGAUUGCAUAG
Opisthorchis viverrini is the source of this 537-nucleotide messenger RNA. RefSeq lists its product as hypothetical. The record is from RefSeq and is a predicted model, not a curated record. NCBI's taxonomy places the organism in Eukaryota, Metazoa, Platyhelminthes, Trematoda, Opisthorchiida, Opisthorchiidae. The coding region runs from base 1 to 537 and encodes 178 amino acids. The transcript has 3 exons.